Messenger RNA from Andrographis paniculata, 2371 nucleotides. Its product is annotated as cucumisin-like. Bases 16 to 2112 code for a protein of 698 amino acids. Gene Ontology annotation, molecular function: serine-type endopeptidase activity. Lineage: Eukaryota; Viridiplantae; Streptophyta; Magnoliopsida; Lamiales; Acanthaceae. The transcript is spliced from 10 exons. The record is from RefSeq and is a predicted model, not a curated record. Gene Ontology annotation, biological process: proteolysis.
GUGUACGUUGUUUACAUGGGCGAUCGACCCAAAGGCGACCACUCAGCAACAACCCAUCACAUGAGCAUUCUACAGGCAACACUUGGGAGCAAAAGGGCGAUGGAAUCAUUGCUCUACAGCUACAAGAGAAGCUUCAAUGGCUUUGCAGCCAAACUAACUGAGGAAGAGAAGAUGAAAAUUGCUAGCAUCGAUGGCGUGGUCUCUGUUUUUCCUAGCACGAAGAAGCAUCUCCACACGACAAGAUCGUGGGACUUUAUUGGUUUUCCUAGCACGGUCAUCAGAUCGAAUGUCGAGAGCGAUAUCAUCAUAGGAAUGCUCGAUACCGGAAUCUGGCCUGAAUCGUUGAGCUUCGAUGACAAAGGUUUCGGCCCGCCACCGAGCAAAUGGAAGGGCCUUUGCCAAUCCUCCUCUAACUUUACUUGCAACAACAAAAUUAUCGGCGCAAGGUACUACCACAGUGAAGGAACCAUUAAUCCCCCGGAUAUCCCGUCCCCUAGAGACACGGAAGGGCAUGGGUCGCACACGGCGUCCACAGCAGCCGGUGGCUCGGUGAUUGGGGCAAAUUUAUACGGUCUUGGGACCGGAACGGCUCGUGGAGGGGUUCCGUCAGCGCGAAUCGCAGUGUACAAAAUUUGCUGGAUCGAUGGCUGCUCGGACGCUGACAUUCUGGCUGCAUUUGACGAUGCAAUCGCUGACGGGGUGGAUAUAAUAUCCAUUUCUGUAGGAGGUUUCGCUGCUUUGGACUACUUCGAAGAUUCCAUCGCCAUUGGAGCAUUCCACGCGAUGAAACACGGAGUUCUCACGUCUAACUCCGGCGGUAACACAGGUCCUGACCCAGAAACGAUCGUGAAUGUUUCGCCGUGGUCGCUCUCCGUCGCCGCGAACACCAUCGAUAGGAAGUUCCUCACUAGAGUGCAGCUUGGCAAUCAAAAGACGUAUGAGGGCGCAAGUGUGAACACGUUCGUGUCGACGGACAAGAAUGUCCCUUUGGUCUAUGGUGGCAACGUCCCCAACACCGCAGGAGGCUUCGAUGGCUCAACUUCAAGGUAUUGCGAGCGGGAUUCAUUGGACCCGAAAUUGGUGAAGGAUACAAUUGUUCUUUGCGACAUGCUGAAUGAUGGCGAGGGGGCAGCUGCAGCCAAUGCAACGGGAACCAUCAUGCAGGACAAUGGCUUCCGCGAUCUUGCCUACUCGUUUCCCCUACCCGUGUCUUAUGUUGGAACCAAAGAUGGCGCUCAAAUUUAUGACUACAUUAACCAAACAAGUAAAGCAACAGCGACAAUUUCCAAGAGUGUUGGUGUGAACGAGACGCUAGCCCCUUUUGUCGUCUCAUUUUCGUCGAGGGGGCCCAAUCCCAUCACCAAAGACAUUUUGAAGCCUGAUCUAACAGCACCUGGAGUGGACAUUCUAGCGGCAUGGUCGGAGGCAACAACUGUAACGGGAUUCCCCGACGAUCCGAGGGUUGUGCCGUACAACAUUAUUUCGGGGACGUCCAUGUCCUGUCCCCAUGCCUCCGCUGCGGCAGCUUACGUAAAAUCCUUCCACCCCACAUGGUCUCCCGCCGCUAUCAAGUCGGCUCUCAUGACAACCGGUAAUUCUGCUCCUACGAGUGGCAUAAAAAACAAGGACGCCGAGUUCGCAUACGGGUCGGGUCAGAUCGACCCGGUAAAGGCGAGGUCCCCAGGCCUGGUCUACGACAUUGCAGAAUCAGAGUACGUGAGUUUCCUCUGCGGCCAAGGCUACAGCAACAAGAACUUACAGCUCGUCACCGGCGACAACGCCACCUGCACCUCCGCCACCGCCGCCUACGACCUCAACUACCCUUCCUUCGCCGUCUACACCCGCCCCGGACGUUUUGUGCAAGCCACGUUGCGCCGCACCGUCACGAACGUGGGGCCCGCAUUGUCGACGUACAGAGCGGCGGUGGAUUCGGUGCCGGCGCUGAGCAUACUAGUGCAGCCGACCACUCUAGCUUUCAACGCCGUCGGAGAGCAGCUCAACUUUACUGUUACGAUCACUGGGAUGGCCUCCGGCGGGAUGCUAACGGGUCAGUUGGUUUGGGCUGACGGGGUGCACCGAGUUAGGAGCCCAGUGGUUGUCCAUUCUGCAUGACUAUCAUCGCUAUGAGUAUGAUCGAAUAAAAAGGUAAUUGAUAUAUAUUAUAUUUAUUUUAUCGAACCUAUUUUUUGCGAGCAAAAUAAAAUGGUAGAGUUUAUAUAACGCGGGGUGCCUAAAAAACACAAAAAGCGCCGUCUGUGGGAAUCGAACCCACGACCACAUGGUUAAAAGCCAUGCGCUCUACCGGCUGAGCUAAGACGGCUUACGCUGUUAAUUUUCAGCGUAUAUUUAUUUAAUGAUGUUCUUAAAUCGA